UCGGAGUUCCAUCCUCUCAACUCCAAACUACUAGUAGCCAAAAUAAGUCCACUGGUGGUAUAAGAUUCCGCAUAACAUCUCCCUAUAAUGUUCGAGCUCUAACUCCUCCUGAAGAGGAGAGUGGUAAUGAGCUUUGGAAAUAUGUUCAAAGCCAUUUAGUGCGAACACCACUGUCACCGAUACCGAGCCGUGGUCACGUUCGAGGGCUUCUUGAAUGCCUAUCCCGUACUCGGGAUGUUGAAUUUAAUCCACAGGCGCAAAAGCCAUUCAAAGAAGUGAGAGAUCAAGAUAUAUCGGCCAUGAUUAUUCAAGUCACUGGGAGGAAAGCUCAUAGGGCGUGCCGUGGAUGUAAAGAGGGAAAAGGGCCAUUCAAAGGCUGUUAUAUUAUUCCCGCCAAUGCCCCGCUACAUCUUCGCCGGUCGAUUUCAGGCUGCGCCAACUGCUAUUACAGUCGUAUCCAGACUUAUUGCGACCUAAAGCAAUGGUCGAUUGAGACUUAUCCUGAGUUGUCAGGCAACAAUGUUCCCAAAAAUACAGGUAAACGGCAACUGACUGAAUCGAAUCCUCCACAACCAAACGAAACCAAGAGACUACCAGCCAGGCGAUCUCUAAGAAACAUACUAAAGCAAGAGCGUAAGAGAAAUAAAGUGAUUGUUCGUUCUAAAUCCAACCAGUCUCCAAUACACCAACCAGUCCGCAAAACUCAGCCUACUAAUACAACUGGGAGAUCUGAUAUUCAUAGCAAUGCGAGUACAAUCGCCAUCAAUCUGGGUCAGAUGAUCGAACUAGAAACAUGGGAGGUUGCUCCUGGUCGUAUCCGGGAUGAAGCGAGAGAUACCGUUGACAAUUUCGCGUUUUCUACCGCUUACCUAGCGCAGAAUAAAUCAGUUACCAUAUGUCGCGAUAUCUCAUUCCAAGUUAUUACCAUCAAGCCAGGCACCGUUCACAGCUGGGAUGCAUGCACCUCGUAUCUACGGCUGUGCUCAGUCGGUUCUGGCAAGCUCCAGGUCAAGAUACAUGGCCAGGAGUUUCUGAUAGGGCCUCAUGGAAUGGUAAUGAUCAGGCCUGGUGCAGACUGUACCGUUACGAACAAGCUUUAUAUAGACGCUGUGGUUCACGUUACGAUCGUACCAAAUGAUUUAUACGAAUAGGGUCUUGAUAUCUGGGAAUAUUGAUGUUGAUUCUAGUUCACCAGCGUUUAAAUAUACCCGUUAUAUGUAUCUAGGCACCUAUGCUAGCUAUUACACUCAUUAAAAUGUUUCAAUGAAAUCACAUGGACCUGGUAA
Molecule: messenger RNA, 1286 nt
Organism: Annulohypoxylon maeteangense
Lineage: Eukaryota; Fungi; Ascomycota; Sordariomycetes; Xylariales; Hypoxylaceae
Exons: 3
Coding region: 300-1151 (283 amino acids)
Source: RefSeq, a predicted model, not a curated record